UUAUGUUAAAGGAACAGUGUAGCGGAUACAAGCUAUGCUGACGAAAAUCGUUUAAAAGUUGAUAUCGUCGAAAAAAACUGAGACAAAUAUGAUGUAUUUAAACAAAAAUAAGAAAACUGACAUGUCGAAGAUCAAUAAGGAAACAGAUUCCUCUCGUUACAAGUUUAAAUAUUUAGAUGACAAUCGUAAAGUUUACCAUGCAGAAUAUAGAACUUUCGGCAACCACAAGCAUAUAUUCAGUGGAAGUUGUGAAGGACAACAAGCACUCACGAUAGAGAAAAAUGUUGAUAUGAUGUCAGACAUAUAUGAAGCUACAGGAAGAAGUACAACUAUGUACAUGUACAAGACGAGAGUAUUGCUUAUCCAUGGACAGCUUGUCAAACAACGUGCGGAUGCACUGGUAAAUAUAAUAGGCAAAGAUGAAAAAUCCUUCGACAGCGGCGAUAUUUCAAGAUCGUUUCUAGAAGCUGGGGGCCAGCUAUUACUGCAGAUGUAUCAAGAAAUAGAUAAAUCAUCGUGUGGUAGCGUUGUAGUGACGAGUUCAUCCGGACAGCUCCUAAAUAAAUGUUCCGCUGUUUUCCACGUCAAGGUGAUGGAAAGUGUCCGAAUGAAAAAGAUGAUGCAUCAGGUCAUUGCCGAGAUAUUUACAGAAUGUUGUGCCUGGAACUAUAAUUCACUUGCGUUACCUCCACUUUGUAACAACUCACCCAGUCCUGAUCUAGCCAAAACUAUGCUCACAGAAAUAAAUCAACAUUUGAAAUCUGGAAGCAAUCAAUUGAAGGAAAUCUUCCUGCUAGUGAAUGAUGACGAAACAUAUUCCGUUUUUGAAGACGCUUGCAGAACGCUUUCAUUUAUCCCUGUGUGUAAUGCUAUGAAUAAGAAUCAACAAUGUAUGUUGAACCGACAAGAAUCGGAAAUGAUUAAAGCUGUUCAGCCAGUACCGAAUCCGGCAAUAACUGUAACAGCAGAAAGCAAACUUGUUUGUACUUCGGCAAAAGACAAUUUUGAGUCUUGUUUGAAAAACGAAUGUCUACAUGAGAAAAUAAUUGACAAGGAUGACGAUCUGUCUACAUACGCUAAAGAAAAGAUCAAAACUAUUGCAUCUUUAAACGAUAUUGAAUGCAUUGAAGAGGACACAUAUUUCUUACUUAGAGGCCACGAAGGAACGGUACAAAAUGUGUAUUGUGACAUAAAGAAAGCACUUAUUGAAGAAAAAAGCACAUGUAAUGUGCGGCCUGUAAGUCAUGAUAUUAAUAGAAACACACGCACAUUUGUUGAAUCAAUGCUUGACUGUGAACCACAAACUCCAAACUACUGGAAGAAUUACAAACAAGGACACACAGUUACCUCUUUGCUAGUUUCAACUAGGCGUGUCGCAUCAAAGAAAAGGUUUGAACUUCAGCAACUAAAGAAAGGCUCUCGUGCGUUUUCUACUAUUGUUAGAAUGAUAAAUGCAACAUUUGACAGCGAUUUGCUGGGAGUAGGAAAGGACGCAAAAGGUCUGGAGGACUUCACAUACAAGAAAUUAUUUGUACAUAAAGUUGAAAGAGUAGAAAACCUUGACCUUUAUGAACAAUUUUUCAGAAAAAGACAAACACUGUACAGGCGUCUGUACAAAGCGGGUCAGGUGACAUUCCCAAAGUUAGAAGAUAAACGUAAAUGUUCAGGUCCUGUAUUAACUGCUAGUUUCGUACAUCCUUCUCUAGAUCAAGACAUUCAUUCUGGUUUAAAUGAGUACUUACUUUUUCAUGGUACAAAAUUUGAAAAUGUUGACACCAUUUGCAGCGACGGACUUGACCCAAGGAUAAGCAAUGGUGAUUGUAUGUUUGGCCGUGGAAUAUAUGCAGCUGAAUGUGCUACAAAAGCAGACCAAUACGUCGAUGAUAUACACAGUCGUUCUGCUGGACGUGGUAACAAAAAAACUAUGUUACUUACACGUAUGAUCCUUGGCAACUGCCAUGUCUGCUAUCAGAAUAAACCACAGAAAUUUCGGAGACCACCUUGUACCACUUGUCUUCAAGAUGACUGCCGUGAUAUGCGACAUGUUGAUAAAUUUGGUCAUUCCUAUGAUUCUGUAGUGGCUGACAACCGGAAGUUGUUUCGAGAGUUUGUUGUUUACGAUAGUUGUUUAUGCUAUCCAGAAUACUUGAUUACUUACGAAAGACGUUAAUGAGUCCAUCGUGGGAUACCCACGGCCGAAUCAUUAAAUCAACAGUGGGUAUCCGACGAUGUAAUUAGUCACUAGAAGUUAGUCAUUUAUAACAACUGUGUAUUUGUUUCACCGAGGAGAAGAAAUUGUUCAGACAGAAGUUUUGUUAACUUUCCAUAGAAUUGAAAAUGUCUGAAAAUUUCAGAAAAAAAUUGAACCAAAUACUUCUCUUGUUUGCAAAAUAAGAAAUAGGACAAUGCUUGCUAUAUUUGUACGUACAAUUUUCUCUUGAGUACCGCUCAAGCCGGUGCUAGGGGGCGUGAGGGAUGUUGCACUUAUUCAUUAUCCCUCAUGUACAGACUCAGUCAAACCGAGUCUGCAAUUCUUAUGUUAUUUUGUUGUGAUUGAUGCUUCCGAGGGAUCGCUUUGUUUCCAGAAUUUUCUACUUUUAUCGAGACAAAAAAAACAACAUUCAGGCUUAAAUGUUCAAUAUUACUAUGUAUUGCUUGAAAUACGUUUCUUGUUACAAAAUAUAAAAGAAAUGACAAUUCUUACAAUGUUUUCUUUGACUUUGAUGGUGAGUACUUUCAUAUUCAAACAUAUUUGGCCAAUGAUAAAAGUACAUACAUACUUACAUAAAUCCGUACCUCAAGAAAGUAUAUAUAUAAGUUGCCAUAUUUUAACAUUAGAUUUAAGGAGAAAGUAAGAUUGUUUUACAAUUAAUUGAUAAAGGAACACUGAAUUAUUUAACAGUGGUUGAAUUAUCCAGGAACACUGAGUUAUUUAAGUAUAGGUUAAAGUUGAUAAGUACGUAUCACAAAAUUGAAUUGGUCAGGCGCAGCGCAGUGACCGAGAAACUCAAAGUGUUUAACAGUGGCUGACAUGAUCAAGAA
Ruditapes philippinarum (Manila clam) is the source of this 3042-nucleotide messenger RNA. RefSeq lists its product as uncharacterized. Gene Ontology annotation, molecular function: NAD+ poly-ADP-ribosyltransferase activity. NCBI's taxonomy places the organism in Eukaryota, Metazoa, Mollusca, Bivalvia, Venerida, Veneridae. The coding region runs from base 89 to 2170 and encodes 693 amino acids. The record is from RefSeq and is a predicted model, not a curated record. The transcript is spliced from 8 exons.